AUGACAAAGAUCAUCAUCAGACGUUUACCACCAACUAUCACAAAGGAGGAGCUGGAGGAACAACUGCAACCACUUCCUGAAGUCGAUUAUAUGGAAUUUUUCUCAAAUGACACUAGCCUCUACCCACAUCUCUUUGCAAGAGCGUACAUUAAUUUUAAAAAUCAAGAAGACAUUGUUUUGUUCAGAGAUCGGUUUGAUGGAUACGUCUUUAUUGACAGCAAAGGACAGGAAUAUUCUGCUAUUGUGGAGUUUGCGCCUUUUCAGAAAACUGCCAAAAAACGUACAAAGAAAAAGGAUGCCAAAUGUGGAACAAUAUUAGAAGAUCCUGAUUACAAAAAGUUUCUUGAGAUCUACAAUGGAAAUGAUGAAAAACUGACGUCCACACCUGAAACGUUGUUGGAGGAGAUUGAGGCAAGAUCCAAAGAAUUUGGGAGAAAAUCAACUCCACUCCUUGACUUCUUAAAGAACAAACAGAGAGUGCGGGAGGAAAAGAGAGAGGAAAGAAGAAGAAGAGAGUUGGAGCGGAAACGUCUGCGGGAUGAAGAGAGGCGGAAGUGGCGGGAGGAGGAGAAGAAAAAGCGCAAAGAAUCGGACAAAACAAAACGAAUUGAAAAGACUCCGGAGAAAGACAAGGACCAAGCCAAGGAUGAGCCAAAGAUCAAGUUACUGAAAAAACCUGACCGCUCUGAAGACGGAGAUAUGGAACAUUUUAAAGAAAAGAUGAAGAAACCAAAUAAAGAAGACCGACCAGUGGGACACGGGGAUCACAAGAGACGUCAGACCCAUGAGCAUAAGGACGAUCGUAGCAGAAAAGAUGAAGGGAGAAAGGAAUACAAAGAUUACUCUGACCAUGACAGAGACAGAGAGAAAGAGCGUCGACUGAAAGAGAAGGAGCGACUGCGGCGUCUGGAAGACGAGCGCCGGAGGCGGCGAGAGCGCCAAGAGGAACACACAUACAAAAAGAGAGAAGAUGAGUUCAAACGGGAAAAAGAGCAUGGAAUAGAAAAGAAAAAAAUAAACAUAAUAGAAGCUCCACAGAAUGAAAAAUCCACUAAAGAAAACAACAAGAAGGAGGAUAGUGUCAAAAGAGAACGUCUACGGAAUAAGGAUCGUCCAGCCAUUCAGUUGUACCAGCCUGGAGCUCGCAGCCGCAACCGUUCAACUGUGACUGGAGCUGACCAGAAGUCUGAUCCUGAGGCCACACAUGUGUCAGAGAAAGGAAAUGACUGA
This is a messenger RNA of Knipowitschia caucasica, 1230 nucleotides long. Lineage: Eukaryota; Metazoa; Chordata; Actinopteri; Gobiiformes; Gobiidae. The record is from the annotation of a GenBank genome assembly.